GCGUGCGUGCGUGCAUGCAUGCAUAUGAGCGAGCGUGCGAGCGGAAUCGUCGCUUUAAUCGCUGUGAUAGCCACGCGUGUCUUCUCCUUAUUGCUUCGAUUAUUGCUCGAUGGUGGCCGCUGAGAAAGAGCUCGGCCGUCGACGCAACGUCCACCGUCGCGACGGAUCGUCGCUGACACGCGGCUCCUUCGGAGCGCAUCGUCGCUGCCAACGCCGCUAUAUGGGACGCGCCUCCUUCCUGCACCUCUCGCGCACACGGGGUUACGGCGACGUCUCUGUCUCUCUUUCUCCCUCGCUCUCGUGCCGUUUGUCCGCCUCUUUGCCUCCCUACCGCUCUCUACUGUCUUCGUCCCUCCCUCUGUUUCUCUUCGGGUUUUCCUCGGGGCUUCACGCUCCCAGCGCGUUUACGCUCGUGCGUUCGUAGUGCACUCGCGCAACGACUACGUUAUCGAUGUGUAAUACGGUGUGUACGUGUGUAUGUGCGUUUAUACAGGAGUAUACAGCAUGAGCAUAACUCCGUAUCCCCGCCGCUGGCCUCUCUCUCUCUCUCUCUCUCUCACGCGUGUGUGUAUGUGCGUGUCGUGCGCUCACUGCUGUGUCUCCCUCUUGAUCCUCCCUCUCUUCCUCCUCCCACCGGCCCUGCCAUCGGCGACACGGCGUGUACGCGCGCGGUGCGUGCCAUGGGAAUUCGGCGAACGCGCGGUUUUGCACGCGAACAGCGGUGUGCUCAGCCACGUCGGGGCUGACCGAUCCUCGCCGGUGUCGGUGAAUCGAGUGUCCGAGUGUCGUCGGUGUCUCUCGUCGGUGGAUGACGCCGAGGUUGCGAAUCGUAACGAAUCGUACCGUGUCGUGUCUAGCCGCCAACUUCGCGGUUAGAACCGUUAGAGAAGAGAGCACGAGACAUUCUGACGGGAAUCCGCAUCUAUCACAGAGUCUCCGCUUGAAUCUCCGAGGUUUCGAGUAUUAUUCGAGUUCUUCUGUCAUUCUUCGAAACCUCUGUGAAGGAGGCUUCGACGUGACGACACCGCGGCGACGAUAAUCUCAGGCUCGUCACCCCGAAGACUGAAUUCUUAAUCUGUGUGAAAAAGAUCUGCGAAUACGCUUAAUCAUACAUCACAAGGAGAGAAGCUUUACAGGCAUCUGUAUUUACCUCCGCAUUAUUCCCCUUUUCAAAAUAUAAAUGAGCAAUAUACAGACAGCUCGUAUCUUCAAAAUGGUGUGAGCUGUUAUAAACCAUCUGUUGUUCCCAGCAAUGGGUUACACACAUCUCGUGUUGCGCCACCAUGGGCGCUAUCACACAAUUUCAUGCAGUGGGUUGAUCGAGGAUUGAUAGCACACAACACUGUGUACGACACAUAUGAUUUACAUCACAAGGACAAAGGUACCACGGAAUCCGUCGACUUGAACCCUGAAGAUUCUACAGAGUUGUUGCAAACAACGGUACACAAUGACAGGAUAGUGAAUUCUAGUGUUUUGAGCAGUGCAACCAAUGAGUCGCUAUCCAGACACACGGGAACAUUGCCGGAAGAAACGCACGCGGAUAGUUCGGAUAAUUAUCGGAAGGACUUUGUUGAAAGGACGUUUAACUUAUUAAAUAUCGUUGAGCCGACGAUAUCCUUGUAUUGCACUGCGGAGGAUAGAGGAGAAAUUCCAGCUGAAUCGCGAGGAAAGAUCUCUUAUCACGACGAAACGGAGAUUACUACCUCCAGCAGCCGUGCGUCGAAGCACUCGACGACUGACACGAAUGACGACGCGUUGAGAAUCGUGUCAGACAUUAUCGAGCAGUGCGAGGAAGCUUUCGACGAUUGCGCUACUUCCGUAUCGGAUAAUGAACCGCUUGACUUGGUAAUAAAUUCGAAGAGAGGUGCGCACAACCACGGUGAGGCGAAAGAUCAACUCGACGAGUACUUAUCGGUCAUCGAUAAAGAGACGCUUCCAGUGGGCGGUGCCAUUGUAAAAGAAAUAAAUCAUUCCUCCGAUGCACAGGGUUGUCACAAUGUGAAGUACAAGAAUUACGGUUUACUACAGUUUUCCGACUUAGACAAGGUAUCAUGUAACUCGGACAGGGGCAAGGAAUUAUUGAAGGCUGUCAAUAACUUGCACACCGAUGAUGAUGAGAUAAGUGGGAAAGCUGUGACGGAUGACAAUUUGAAGCAAGAGAAAGCGUACGAUAUUCUGGACAAGUACGUCACGCAUGUGUUGCCUUCGCGUUUGAGUGACGCCAAGCAGAAAGGGUUGUCUUGGACGUGUGCACGGUCGAGCGUUAAAUGUAACAACAUUAAGAAAGAAUACGCCACCGAGGAAGAAGCACACAAGACAGAGAGCACUGUCUACAAUACGAGGUUAAAUAAUUGGGAGUAUCUCGAGAUGUCAGGGCAGUAUCCGGGACAUAGCCGACCACCGGUUGGCACGCCUCCACCGCACACUGUCUGGAAUCACCUCACUAUGACGCAGGGUCAAGUUUCAGGUCUCAAUAUUCAUCCGACGGCGUUGUCCGGCACCACGUUGAAUUCGGCCUUUUACACGCAUCAGUCCAUCGGCCGAACGUCUCAUCUGACUCCGCAACAUGCUCAUACGCAAGCAGCACCAACGUGGCACACGCCUACGGUACCUCCGAAAAACAUCACGCCAGCGAGCACGACGAACACCCCUUUAUUCAAUCUGCAAAUGCUGGUAGACAACAGGCAAAAUCAAAAUCAAUACAGAAACUCACCGGGCUCGCAGAGCACGUUGGACCUCUCGUCCACGUCCGAGAUCAUCCCGGAGAAUUACUCACGAUUACCUCAGGAUAUUCCCAUCAGUCUCACCGCGAGAAACGUAGAUAAAGGCAGUCGGAACGGUAACAUAAUCUCACCGCCGAUACCGUUGAACGGCGAGACUUCGUCGGACAGCGGUAUCAGCUCGUCUGUACCGACUCCGAACUCCGUCAGCGAGCCAGUCUCGUUAUCGACGAAGGAGGUCACUACACCUAAGAUAACGGUGAAGAACUUCGAGAGCAAUUUGAAGGGAGUUGCGAAUCUCCACGAUAAGAUUAAGGAAGUGAAUGUAGAUAAUUUUGCGCAGAAAAUGAUCAACUUACCGCCCAGUGUAACGAUAGAGAGGGUGGAGAAGAAGGAGCCCGAUGCGGCAGUGGUGACGGCCGCGGCAAAAGUUAAGGACACGUUGAGUGUUAUCGCGCAAGUGCCAAGAAACGUCUUACCCGUCAUAGUCAAUCGUGCAGCCAAGGAGAAGGACGUCACGGACAGUCCUAAGAGAGAAUCGUCCUCCGAGAGGGACAAGAAGCUCGACGAGACGAGCGUGAGGUCGCCCAAGAGCUUGCCGAAGAGGGGCAAGAAGGGUGUCGAUUCUCUGCUGGAGAAGUUAGAGGGUGGCAAUAAGAAGCUCGGCAGCACAGAGAAUAUUGGUUCGGUGAUUGUGACGCCUGUGGAGGACAAGGACAGCUCGAGUGUGAAGAGCAUGUCGCCGGAGAGGCAGAAAUCCAAAUCGCCGAAUCGGGAGGACGAGGUGGUCUCGCCAGCGUUCAGCAACGAUGACUCGAACGACAACACCAAGCAGCAGCGUAGGAAAAGAAAACUCGAGAAACCCGUGAGGCUCAGCAAGGACUCGAAAACGGAAGUCGAAGAUAUGGAGCUCGAGCCCACGGAACCUUCGGAAUCGAGGGCCAUCGCCGACCCCGUGCUAGAGGAGACCGUCAAAUCCUCGUCCGUGUCGAUGAUGUCUGGUGAGCGAAAACUGGAAGAGGAGCAACAACCGGUAGCUGUGAUGGUGGAGGAGAGAAUACCGAACGAGAAAGCCGGAGAUGAGAACGUGGAGGACGAGAGGUUGGAGGAGGAGAACCAGCCGAUCCGAAGGCGGCGAAGCAGCGACGGUGCGACGAGUAACUCGGCGAAUCAGAGGGUACGGAGAAAAUCGAGCGACGACGCGUCCGCGGAAUUCGCGAAAGCGUCGACGAGUCCGAAGAACAACGCCGCGUCUAACAACAACAACGCGACGAAUCCCUUCAACGAGGUCGAGUCGGAGUUGGAGAAGAUGUUCGCCGGAAUCGUGGAGACGGACUCGAAUAUCAAAAGUGAAGAAUCAAAAGCGGAACUGGCUAGCGCGGAAAUUCAAGGUGUCGACGACGACGCGAGUGUGAAGCUCGAGGGCCUUGAGAACAAUAUUUUGCCGACGACGAGUACACACCCAAACGUUAAUCCCAUCGACGUGUCCUCCACGAUGGACACGAAGCUCUCAGGGAAGAAAGGCAAGAAAGGCAAGGCGCAGAGUCGCAAGCGAAAGGUCUCCAGAUCGUCGGAGAAUAUCUUCGGUGCAGCGGGUGACCCUUCGAUAAAGGACGCGAAAAAGAGGCGAACGUCCAAAGGCUCAAAGAAGCAGGACCAGUCGAAGAAGGCGAAGCGCAACACCAAGAUCGACGGUCUGAGGGAGAUGGCUUAUGAUUCUGGCUCGAAUGCAAGUUCCAUCAGGUCACGGGGGCCGGUCGUGCACGUGGAGGGCCCGCGAGACAGUCCGCUGAGCAUCCAAGUAGUCAACGCGCCACGGGAAGAAGAGGAGGAGAAGAACAAAGAGAAGAGGAAAAGCAACGGUAAUAGCAACGCGGGACGUGGCAGCAAGAGGCUCAGUCAUCAGAACGAUUUGGAUUACAGAGGUAGAGUCAACAACGCGGGCCUCUUCAGUUCGACUCUGUCGUCGCGAUACGACGCGCAUACACCAGACUCGACAUGGGUCUGCGUGUUUUGUAAACAAGGCCCGCAUUCCAUUAUACCCGGCGAUCCAUCCAGACCGCAUCCGAAUUUGGCUGGACCGCAUAUCGCUUCCGGCACGUACACGGUCCCGGCGGGUGUAUCGGGCGACUUGUUCGGACCAUAUUUGAUUGGCAAAGAUCGGUUAGAGGACGGCAAAGAGCGGUUGGAGGACGGCAUUCUGUCUGCCGACGAGCAAGAGAUCACCAGGGAGCAGAAGAAAGGCGGCAAGAACAAGAGGAGCCUGAGGUACGCAGGUCUCGCUGAUCAGUUCUCGGCCAAGAUGGGCAAAAAGAAGCGGAACUCUGUCGAGAGUAAUACAAACGCUAUGUUCACGGGCAUGACCAUGCUCCCCGGCGAGGAACAACGUUGGGAGGUGUGGCUUCACGAACAGUGUGCGGUGUGGGCGGCUGGGGUCUACAUGGCGGGUGGUAGAGUGACGGGGUUGCAAGAAGCAGUGUGGGACGCUGCUAAGUCGAUAUGCUGUUCCUGCGGUUUGACGGGUGCAAAUAUCGGUUGCAUAAAGCGAGGUUGCAAAGCGGUCUCGCAUUAUCCUUGCGCGCUGACGAAAGGUUGGCACCUCGACACGAAUCAGUACAUACCUAAGUGCAACCUCCAUCGAGUCACGUGAAACACCGGUGAGUCCUCGACGAGCGUGUAUAGGUUGUAAUGUGGAUUUAGGUCAUAUUCAUUAUAUCAUGUGACGAUCCGGCUUUAAUUAGAAUGCACCGAAUAAUGGGCAAUAACACAACAUAAGGGACUAAGUAUAUAAAUUCAUUCAUGACUGAAGAAGAUAGCCUUACUAGUUAGUAAGGUAUGUUCUAGUUAACAAAGCGUGAAGCAAAACAUUCUCUCAUCGUGUAACUGAUACAAUCGCUCGCGUGUGCAUUAAGAGUUACGUUGUGAUCGGAACGUAAGAGUAUCAUAAUUAGCGACAAUGUAACCGAUGAAACUACAAAUACAUAAGUCUAACGCUGAAUCGAUACUCUAUAUUUCUCUCUGUUCUAACUGAUAGAAACGAAUUUUCUCAUUUGGUAAACAAGUGCGGGAUGUUUUGAGGCAACGCUUUGUGUAUCGUUUGAUGCAUAAGUGUAUCCUGGAGGGUGAAAGUAUAAAUGUGAGAGCGAUUAUACUAAUUUCCAGACAUAGAACCAAUAUGCUCGAGAAAAAAAAAACAAGAAAACCUUCCAAUGUACAAGGUGUUUAAUACUAGAUCGCUAUUAAAUAUUUCUGGGAAUUUCAAAACAAAAAAAAAAGAAGAAAGAAAACUAAAUGCGAGACAAACGCGAAAGUGAAGAAAUAGAAAUUCUUCUCAAUGAUUGUGAAUUUAAUUGAUUUUCUUGGCCUGUGGCCUUGAACAGUGGCCUUUUCGACUUAAUAUAAAAAGAAAAGCAAGAUUUUUUUAAUUUUGAAUCUGUAGAAUAGACGGAUCUCUCUCCGCUAUUGAGAAACAAUGAUAAUCAAAAAAGAAAAAACAAAAAAAGGGAGGGGAAGGAAAGGAAGAAAAGUGUUUGCUUUUUUACUGAUCUUUAUGAAACUCUAAAACACGACAAACUUUCUUAACAACAUCAUUGUACACAGGAACACAUACAUAGGGCAUAUUGUACCGAACGUCAUCGAACAUGAAAGUUGUAAAAACAAUGAUACGAGAACCAUUGAAAUCGGAUGUGCAUAAACGCGGUAAAAAGAAAAGUCUGUAAUCGUAAGCGGAAAUUGAAUAUUCUGUCUUUUCUUUUGCAUGAGGCUCGAGCAUAAGCAUGUGUGCAGGCAAGUGUUCUCUAAUAAAUGUAAAAAAGAAAAAAAACCUGUUUGUACAUACAAGAAAGAGAAGAAUAAAAGAAAUAUA
This is a messenger RNA of Harpegnathos saltator (Jerdon's jumping ant), 6585 nucleotides long. RefSeq lists its product as uncharacterized. Lineage: Eukaryota; Metazoa; Arthropoda; Insecta; Hymenoptera; Formicidae. Gene Ontology annotation, biological process: regulation of transcription by RNA polymerase II. Bases 1306 to 5370 code for a protein of 1354 amino acids. The record is from RefSeq and is a predicted model, not a curated record. The transcript has 7 exons. Gene Ontology annotation, cellular component: nucleus.